AUGGCGGGGGGCGGAGGCCCUCCGGGUGGGCCGCGGGCCUCGAACCUGACGCGGGCGACGGCUCUGACGCAGUCGCCCACGGGCGAGUCGCCCACCAGUGCGCUCAGGUUCCCGCACAGGGCCGCGAGCGUGCUGAGUUUUCUGCUGGCUAGCGUCAGGACGGCCACGAGGAGGAAGACAGGGAAGUUCUACGAGGUCGACAUCCAGGGCGGAGUUCUAUCGAUGAUGCAUCGUCUCUACCAAUCCCAGGACGACCCAGAGCAUCAUAUGUUGCUGCAGGAAGACUCCAUCAUCCCCACAGAGAUUACUGAUACUGCGUCCCCUUCCCCCCUGGACAAGUACCUCAUCCGCUGCUUCAAGCACGAACUAGCAAAGGUAAUUGCUGGGGUCAUGUUGGUUUCGACUUUAAUCACCGCUUUAGCCGCGCCUUUGACCUUUAUAUGGGGUGCCACGUGGGAGGAGAGGGAAUUGGUUCCUGGUGGCACGAAAAUCCUAGUGAUCGACGUGUUCAUGGAUCUUGUUUUUCUGAUGACCUGUCUCCUGAGCCUGAACACGUCGUAUAUGGACCCAAAGUACCGUAUGGAAGUUCUGGACAGACGUAAGAUCCUCAAGCGAUGUGUGAGCAGCAAAUUCUACGUUUGGUUGAUUUUUACUGCAACCUGCCACUUCUGGACAUCUGUUGCGCGCGCCCCGAUGCUCAUCAACGUGGUCAAGAUCACGCGCAUGUGGCUGCUUUUCGACCUGCCCGACGCCCUCAUCUGGUGGCGUGACCGGCGGCGCUACCGAUUCGGCAGGCUAGUAUUGCUGGUGUUCGCCGGGUCGCACUGCGUGGCGUGCCUGCUGGCGUGGGGCACUGGGUACCGCGAGACGGCUGAGGAGCAGGGCUACGAUCAGUUCGAGACCAAUUUCAACGGCGAGACUAUAUCAGGAUGGCACUCGUUGUACUGGAUGGCACUGGUGGAGUCCGUGUUCCUCCUCACUGGAGGGCUUGACAACCCUGUUGGCGACGGCAGCUUGCGCGACCGGAACUUUGGAUCGCUCGUAUUUGUAACCAUAAUGGGUCCAGUCGGUUGUCUCGUUGUGGCUAUUCUCAUCUCGCAUGUCACCCGAGAGCAGACUUUGAAGUACGCUUUGGACAUGCACCAUGAAGAGAAAAAAGCUUUCAUGAGAAGCGCCAUGGAAUUUUUGAUGAUUCCUGACAAUCUGCAGCGGCGAGUAUUCAGCCUCCAUUACUUCCAGAGGAUGAGCCACGACAAGCUGGCCUUGACGGAGCUGCUGAAGUCAGACAACCUCAGCAAGCCACUCGAGCUCUCCCUGAGGCUGUUCAUAUACCGCAGGGUGGUCAUGUCUGGCUUCUUCGACACGACGCAUCAGAACUACAUUUUGGAGGUUGUGCGGGUCCUCGAGGACCAUAUCUACAUCCCAGGCGACUACGUAUGUCGCAGGGGCGAGAUGGGCGCCGAGAUGUUCUUCGUGAACCAGGGCCAGCUGGACGUGCUAGUGCCUGGCGCCCCGCCGGGCACCGAGGAGGGCGAGGACGUCGAGAACGCGUUCCAGCUCCCCUUCAAGAAGAAACCGGGCGAAUACUUCGGCGAGAUCGUGCUCAUCCGGCGCAGCUGCCCCCGUACCGCCUGGGUGCGCGCCGACGGGUACGUGGUGUGCGCCGUGCUCACGCGCGACAACAUCGAGACGAUCUGGACCUUCUUUCCGUGCGAGCGCGAGAAGGUCGUGAAGAACGUCACGAAAACGAUCAAUAAGGACCGCUGGCGAACGGUCAAGAACAAGGCCAGAGACAUGCGGGGCACGAUGGCGAAGGUGAAGAGGGCUGGCACGAUGGAGAGGCCUCGCUUCGGCACGGACCUGACGCAGUCCUUGCCGGUAGCCGCCGCCGCCACGGACCUGACGGAGUCCUUGCCGGUAGCCGCUUCCGCCUCCGAUGGAGCAGCCUGUGCCGCCCCCGAUAGAGCGGCCGCGCGCGCCGCGGCGCCCGUGCGCCUGAGCUUUGCGAACGUCCACGAUGCGAUAGCAGCGGAGAGCAGCGAGGCGGCGGCGGCCCUGGAGGUGCCCGAGGACCCGGGCCCGCGCGGGCUCGACGAGACCUGCGCCCUCAUCCUGGAGGGCCAGAAGGCCAUCCAGGCGCAGAUCGCGGACGUGGCCCGCCGCCAGGCCGCGCUCGAGGCGGCGGUGCACUCCCGGGGCGCCGCCCCCCCACGGCGGGCGGCCCCGGCCGCGGGCCCCGCGGCCGGGGGCUCGCUCUCGGGCCCGGCCGCGGCCGCCACGGGCCUCUGGGCCUCGCUCUCGGACGCCGACUCGGAGGCCUUCGGGGACAACCCGUGGGGGCCCCGUGUGCCCCGCAGCGAGUGUGCGGCAGGCCCGCGAGCCCUGCGGCGGCGGCGGUGCCGCUGCACCGCGGGCGCGGGCGGCGAGCACCCGCAGUCCGAGGGCCAGGACGCCUCGCCGCGGGCUGGCGCACUCCGUGUCGAUGCCCGCGUGACGGCGCCGAGGCGGCUGCAGUGGGUGGUGGUGCGCGUGCGUGCGUGCGUGCUGGUGCUGGUGCUGGUGCUGGUGCUGGUGCUGGUGCUGGUGCUGGUGCUGGUGCUGGUGCUGGUGCUGGUGCUGGUGCUGGUGCUGGUGCUGGUGCUGGUGCUGGUGCUGGUGCUGGUGCUGGUGCUGGUGCUGGUGCUGGUGCUGGUGCUGGUGCUGGUGCUGGUGCUGGUGCUGGUGCUGGUGCUGGUGCUGGUGCUGGUGCUGGUGCUGGUGGUCCAGCAGAACCAGCAGCACGCACAGCUCAGCGCCGAGCAGCAGGCCGAGCGCGACGCGAAGAUGAGGGAGGACUUCAAGGCGCGCCGGAACGCCCUGCAGCAGUUGAAGGCCCAGCAGGAGACUGGGCAGCUCGACAAGGACGGGCUCGCAAGAGUGAUGGGCAACCUCGGCACCAGGAAGGGCGCGGCCACGGGAGGCAAGCGUAAGCCGAUGUGGGCCAUGACCGAGGCCGAGAAGGAGGACGCCGAGGAAGCGGACGCAGACGAGCUGAUCAAGUUCGCCGAGGAGCUGGACUUCGACAGCUACCUCGGCGACCUGGAGUUCCGGCAGUGCCUGCAGGCGAUCCGCGACCGUGCGAAGAAGCUCCAGCGAGAGCAGGACUUCUUCAAGGCCUCCUUGGUGGGUGAGUUCAACGCCGCCGCGGAGGGCAGCGACAGCGGCGGCGAACCGGAGCAGGGCGGGCCUACCUCUGGCGCCAGCAAAGGCCCCCGGCGGGCACGUGCCGGCAGCGACGCCGCCUCGCGGCCGGACUGGGACGCGUCCACCGCCUGCGGUGACGCGGCCGCGGCCGCGCCGGAGGGCGACACGGCUACGCAGUCGAUCGCCAACCGUGCCAUGGAGUCGAGCUCUCAGAUGCGGGCGAUACACUCGAAGGUGUCCAUGCAAAGGCUCGUGAAGAGCGCCCAGGGCAGCCAGCAGGGCAGCCAGGCGGGCGAGCAGUGCAUCAGUCGAAUCUACCAGCCCAUCCUUGACUUGCUCAAGCAGCACCACACGGAGGAGUUCCAGGCUGUUCAGGAGGAGCUCAACAUGUGGGGUAUCUCGGCUGAACAGAUCCAGCAGAUCUUCAACUCUGCCCACCGCGCUGAACGGAUCGGCCAGUACCUGCGUGGGGAGUUGCUCGGCCUCUGCCCCAACACUGGCGUCGUUUGGUUUGGAACCGCGUCGCUUGACAUGAAGAGCGCAUUUCCCAGUGUCCUGCCCCUGUUGAUUUGGGCGGUGCCCAAGGAGAUGAACCUGCCCAAGCACGUGCGCCGCGCGAUCCGAUCAGUGGUGCUCCUGCUCUGGAAGGUCUGCGGGUGGGCGUUCUCGGCGGACUCGCAGCCGUGGGCGCGCCUCCCAGCGGCCGGGCAGAACGGAAAAGGGUGGCUGCGCGUGUGCCUGAGCGCCGGCGGCGUGGGCGCGCUCUGGGCGGCGGCGGCGAUCGCCGGCGGGCCGCCCGCCGCCGCGGCCGCCGCCGCCUGCACGGCGCAGCUGUUCACCGACGGCGAGUUCAACACGGCCACCACCGCGGGCGCGCCGCUGGUCCUGGGCCCGGGCGGGCACGCCCUGCUGGGCCUCGCUCGGCGCGGCGCCGUCGACCUCGGGCGGUGGCUGGAGAACGGCGUGAGGUCCGUGAUCCUCGAGGGCCCGCCAGGCACGUGCUCGCUGUCACUCUACGAGCGGGAGGACCGGUCCGGGUGGCGCGUGGACCUGGGGCCUGGCCGCUACACGGCCUGCUUCCUGCAGGCGCAGGGCGUGCCGCCGCGCCCCCCGGGGUACGCGCACGUCGGCCCGUGGAGCGAGGCGCUCAGCGCGGGCAUCGCCCUGGCCGUGCCGCGGUCGGCCCACGUGCGGCGUGGCCCAGGCAGGAUCGCGCGCACGAACUCGUUCCAGCACUUCGAGCUCGCCUUCGCGCUGCGGGCGCCCCGCGGGCGGGCCUGCCCCGCGGCGGCGCCGCUCCUCGAGGUGCGCACGUCGGGCCUCACGGCGCGGGGCGAGCACUUCAACGCCUCCGACGGCGACCCAUGGCCGCCAUAG
Molecule: messenger RNA, 4560 nt
Organism: Prorocentrum cordatum
Lineage: Eukaryota; Dinophyceae; Prorocentrales; Prorocentraceae
Source: the annotation of a GenBank genome assembly